Pan troglodytes (chimpanzee) is the source of this 2450-nucleotide messenger RNA. RefSeq names its product solute carrier family 23 member 3 (gene SLC23A3). Gene Ontology annotation, cellular component: membrane. Gene Ontology annotation, molecular function: transmembrane transporter activity. The record is from RefSeq and is a predicted model, not a curated record. Lineage: Eukaryota; Metazoa; Chordata; Mammalia; Primates; Hominidae. The transcript has 11 exons. The coding region runs from base 133 to 2316 and encodes 727 amino acids. Gene Ontology annotation, biological process: transmembrane transport.
AGAUUAUUUUGAAGAGCUCCUCUCCUCCCCACCCCUCCUAUCCUACUUUCUACAGCCUGGUCUAGGGGCAGGAAAUCUGGAAGAAGAUUCUCGGGGGAGGGCCCCAGAACUCAGCUCCCCAGUUAAUGGCUGAUGGAAUUUGCACAACAGCUGGGCAAAGGUGAAAGGGUGGUGCCCUGCCCCAAAUUCCUUAUACCUUUGCUCCGCUUCAUUGACACCCCCACCCUCUCCCCACCUUCUCCCCACCCCAGGCUUCACCCAAACUCUGACCUCUUACUCUCUCUACUUAACUCUGGUCCCGGGCAGCCAAGACAAAGCGAAAGGCAAGGCAGCAUGAGCCGAUCACCCCUCAAUCCCAGCCAACUCCGAUCAGUGGGCUCCCAGGAUGCCCUGGCCCCCUUGCCUCCACCUGCUCCCCAGAAUCCCUCCACCCACUCUUGGGACCCUUUGUGUGGAUCUCUGCCUUGGGGCCUCAGCUGUCUUCUGGCUCUGCAGCAUGUCUUGGUCAUGGCUUCUCUGCUCUGUGUCUCCCACCUGCUCCUGCUUUGCAGUCUCUCCCCAGGAGGACUCUCUUACUCCCCUUCUCAGCUCCUGGCCUCCAGCUUCUUUUCAUGUGGUAUGUCUACCAUCCUGCAAACUUGGAUGGGCAGCAGGCUGCCUCUUGUCCAGGCUCCAUCCUUAGAGUUCCUUAUCCCUGCUCUGGUGCUGACCAGCCAGAAGCUACCCCUGGCCAUCCAGACACCUGGAAACUCCUCCCUCAUGCUGCAACUGUGUAGGGGACCUAGCUGCCAUGGCCUGGGGCACUGGAACACUUCUCUCCAGGAGGUGUCCGGGGCAGUGGUAGUAUCUGGGCUGCUGCAGGGCACGAUGGGGCUGCUGGGGAGUCCCGGCCGCGUGUUCCCCCACUGUGGGCCCCUGGUGCUGGCUCCCAGCCUGGUUGUGGCAGGGCUCUCUGCCCACAGGGAGGUAGCCCAGUUCUGCUUCACACACUGGGGGUUGGCCUUGCUGGUUAUCCUGCUCAUGGUGGUCUGUUCUCAGCACCUGGGCUCCUGCCAGUUUCAUGUGUGCCCCUGGAGGCGAGCUUCAACAUCAUCAACUCACACUCCUCUCCCUGUCUUCCGGCUCCUUUCGGUAUGUGUGGGUCUGGGCAGGGCAGUAGAGGUCAGAAGGGCUGGCCUGGAGUGCUCACUCCAUCCCCUACCUUUUGGCUUCUGUCUACCCCUGCAAGGCUGGCUCAGAAGGUUCUGGGGGAGGAGUUCUUUUCUCAGUCUCGCCCCUCAGGUGCUGAUCCCAGUGGCCUGUGUGUGGAUUGUUUCUGCCUUUGUGGGAUUCAGUGUUAUCCCCCAGGAACUGUCUGCCCCCACCAAGGCACCAUGGAUUUGGCUGCCUCACCCAGGUGAGUGGAAUUGGCCUUUGCUGACGCCCAGAGCUCUGGCUGCAGGCAUCUCCAUGGCCUUGGCAGCCUCCACCAGUUCCCUGGGCUGCUAUGCCCUGUGUGGCCGGCUGCUGCAUUUGCCUCCCCCACCUCCACAUGCCUGCAGUCGAGGGCUGAGCCUGGAGGGGCUGGGCAGUGUGCUGGCCGGGCUGCUGGGAAGCCCCAUGGGCACUGCAUCCAGCUUCCCCAACGUGGGCAAAGUGGGUCUUAUCCAGGCUGGAUCUCAGCAAGUGGCUCACUUAGUGGGGCUACUCUGCGUGGGGCUUGGACUCUCCCCCAGGUUGGCUCAGCUCCUCACCACCAUCCCACUGCCUGUGGUUGGUGGGGUGCUGGGGGUGACCCAGGCUGUGGUUUUGUCUGCUGGAUUCUCCAGCUUCUACCUGGCUGACAUAGACUCUGGGCGAAAUAUCUUCAUUGUGGGCUUCUCCAUCUUCAUGGCCUUGCUGCUGCCAAGAUGGUUUCGGGAAGCCCCAGUCCUGUUCAGCACAGGCUGGAGCCCCUUGGAUGUAUUACUGCACUCACUGCUGACACAGCCCAUCUUCCUGGCUGGACUCUCAGGCUUCCUACUAGAGAACACGAUUCCUGGCACACAGCUUGAGCGAGGCCUAGGUCAAGGGCUACCAUCUCCUUUCACUGCCCAAGAGGCUCGAAUGCCUCAGAAGCCCAGGGAGAAGGCUGCUCAAGUGUACAGACUUCCUUUCCCCAUCCAAAACCUCUGUCCCUGCAUCCCCCAGCCUCUCCGCUGCCUCUGCCCACUGCCUGAAGACCCUGGGGAUGAGGAAGGAGGCUCCUCUGAGCCAGAAGAGAUGGCAGACUUGCUGCCUGGCUCAGGGGAGCCAUGCCCUGAAUCUAGCAGAGAAGGGUUUAGGUCCCAGAAAUGACUAGCACGCCUACUUCUGCCCUGGUUAAUUUAGCCCUAACUCUCAUCUGCUGGAGAGUCAGCUCCCAAACUGUUCUUUCUUGUAGGCAGAGGGUAUGUGUGUGUGUAUUACAUGGGACUGUCUAGAGGUUCCAU